Messenger RNA from Pieris macdunnoughi, 2415 nucleotides. NCBI's taxonomy places the organism in Eukaryota, Metazoa, Arthropoda, Insecta, Lepidoptera, Pieridae. The record is from the annotation of a GenBank genome assembly.
AUGGUUUUACGCACGUACAUCGCUCCAAAGACUAAUGAAGGAAUGGCUUCGGACCAACCUGUAAAGAAAAAGCAAAGAAUAGACGGUCCUGACAAAGAUGAUGGAAGUGAUAAGUCCGGGGAAGAGAUAUUCUCUGACAUAUUUGACUCUGAAGAAACUCCUGUUGAACAUUCAGGAGAUUUUAUAACUAGAAAUGGAGAAUCACCAGAUAGUGGUACUGUAAGUGAAGAUGCAGUUGAUUGUUCAUCAAUUUUAAGGCAUUUGAGUAAUGGUAGUGUUGAUAAUAUCCCCUCAUCAAGCAAUACACCUCACUGGGCAGCUACAGAUGAUAAGCUGCUUACAGAAUUACGAUCACUGCAAAACUCUUUAGUUGGUCAAUGUUUAUGUGGUAUAGACGAAAAUGUGGUGAUCACCCUGUUCGAUAGGAGACUUCAUAUUGCUACUUGGCCAUUAAGAUGUAUCUUGACUUAUCUUUCCACCAUGCAACUUCUAUUUGAUAUAUAUUUGAAACAAAACAAUACUGGUACAAUUUGUUCACAGUUGAUGAAUGCAUGUGAUAUUUUUAUAAGAAAUAGGCAUGAUUGGAUCACAGAAGUUGUUGAACUUUCUGAACAUAAAAGCAAAUUUGUAACAUUUGUUGCAAGUAGAGUUCUUGCCAGCUUUCUUAUAGUAUCUAAAGAUACUGUUGAUGAAAAUUGGUUACAACAAAUAACAGAGAAUAUCUAUUUAUUUGAUAGAAUCAAUAGGAUAACGGUUCAGAAAAUAAAUUUCAGCUUAGAUAUAAUUAAGAGGAUAGUUGAGUGGAAGGAUGUAGAGCAACAUCCUUUAGAAGAUAGUAAUUAUAUAAAUACAGUGCAUGUUCAGGAAGAUAACCCAUUUCGAAGUGGUUCUAGUUAUAACAGUAACAUGCCUUCUGGCUCAAGAAGUGAUUUAGAUAAUGCAUUCUCUAAUUUACAAACACACAGUUCACCUUCCACCUCUAAUGAAAAUGUAACAGAAAUUAAACCUUCAACAUUUAAACUGAACGAGCCAGUGCUUAAAUUACCAUCAGAACAGCCAAAUCAAAGGAUAGAGAGAAGUGAAUCGCCUGAACCACAACUGUCAAGAAUAGAACGAGUAAAUGAACAUGGUUGUGUGACUGUCAUUUUAACUGACUCGGAAUCAUUUGAUACUUCUCAUAUAAAAUGCUUGACAGUUAAAAAUUUAGAACAUCAUUGGCCUGUUUUGGUAAAAAAUAUGAAAUUGCUGCUACUCCGGUACCUGAAUUUGAGCAAUGCAGAAAAUUGUGUUCUUACAUUUUUCUCAUUAUGGGAGAACAUAAUAAGUGUAAAAGCGAAUCUAUCAGUGAUUGAUACAAAGCCGUUUUAUGCUGAUCUACAGAGUUUCAUUGAUUUAUUAAGAAAUACAUUAUUGCCACCUUUAAUUUACAGUCAUCUAUUAAGUUUAUUUAAUGAAGUUUUGUGUUAUGGUUCCACUUUAGCUUUACAAGAUAUCCUGCCAGAAGAAAUUUGCAGUGUGGCCCACUCUAUUGUCAGAUAUGUUAAAGAUUUUCGUUUACUUAGUGAAGUCAGGGUGCACAGUAGUAGGAGUGGGUUUGGAUUUCUUGGCCAUGAUUGUACAGUGUUACGAGAAUACUCAUUAGGUUCAGAGGUAGCCCCACUGUCAACAACAAUACAGUUGGUUGAUCAAAGUUAUGGAGAAGAUGAGCAUGAUAGUAAUCAACGAAAUGAAAUUGACAAAACAAUGCUGCAAAGAAUGUCUCUUCUAGUGCUUAAAUCUGUGGCAGUAACAGUAAAAGAAAUGAGAUGUGAUUCUUCUGAUAGCUCUAUAGAUUCCUCAGAUUACAAUGCAAUUCAAGACAUGCAAAUUGUUGAACGCUCAAUUAGAGAUGUCUUAAAGAAACUUGAUUUGUUUAUUAGAAAUUGUCUUGAAUUUCACCCAGAGACACCAUUUACAAAAAUGUUGAUACAUCUAUUUAGUGAACAAGAUGAUUAUUUGAUAGAAUCUAUGGUAUGUACACUAGAUAUAACUGUAGGAAUUGUUUACCGUAAUUCUAUGUAUCCAGAUUUAAUACCAAUGUUAAAUCCAAUUACCUCUUUCAUAGAAUUUUUGAAAGUUGUUUCACAUGAUAGUGAUGUUCUUUUAGACUAUUUGGUUAGUAAUGAAACAUGUUUUCUUCUGUAUCUAUUACGGUUUUUAAAAUAUGUAAGAAGAAACUGGCCCAAGUUUCUUGAGACAUGUCAGCUAAGCGAUGGUAGUAACCGAGGAUUAGAUGAUACCAUGAGAGUUUUGAUAAGAUUGCGUUUACAAAUUAGUAGGUUGGUGUCGAAAUCCCUGUUCCCAUAUAAUAUCAGUCCAGUUCUUAGGUUGCUUGAAGUAUGCGAGAGUUUAUAUGAAGGAAAUGAAUUCAGUUGA